AUGCCAGUCUUCCCUCCUUCGUUUCAAAAGUUCCUCAAGGAGAAUGAGAUUGAUCCCGCCGUUUAUGAGAUCAAAGAUCUCCCCCGAUACAUACGAAUAAAUCCUAGAGAUCGAAACCCAAUUGAUCGAAACGAGUUGGAGCUUCAACUGGGAACAAUGUUGUACUCUGUUCCUGGACUUGAUGGAUUUUUCCGGUUGGAUGGAAAAGCAAAGAUUGUUGGAUGUCAAGCAUAUAAAGACGGGAAGAUUUAUGGGAUCGAUCUGAGUUCAGCCAUAGCCGUCUAUGCUCUUGAUUUGAAAAAAGACGACCAUGUUCUAGACUUGUGCUGUGCGCCUGGCGCAAAGCUAUGCAUGAUAUCUGAUUUCUUAGGUACCAAUGGAACUGGUACGGUCACGGGCGUUGAUAUAUCCAAACAUAGAGCAGCCACAUGUCGGAGUUUGUUAAAAAAGUAUCGAAUUGGACGAGCGCGACUUUUCGUUACUGAUGGAACGACAUUUGGUGUACGUGCGCCCUCGUUUCUCGAUCCGCUGCGACAAGGGGAAGGAAACACAAUGCGAUCUAGUGGUCAAAAUCGACUUGGUGAAGGAUUAUCUGAGGAUUUAACGGUAUUGGCCGUCGAUAGUGAUAAUGGUCAUAAUAGUGCGAGCAUAAUUAAGCCAUUUUGGGCACCAAAGACUCUUCGAAAUGAUCCACAAAAGGCGAAAGAUGAAUAUCUUUAUGAUAAGGUGCUUGUGGAUGCGGAAUGUACUCAUGACGGGUCUGUUACGCAUAUUCUUAAGUACGAGAAAUGGGGAUGGGAUGCAUUUGAGAAGAAUUUUAUGAAUCUAGAUCGUACUGAGAGUUUAUGGGAUCUACAGCGUCAGCUCAUUACCAACGGAUGGUCACUUCUUAAACCCGGUGGUAUUCUUGUAUACAGCACUUGUAGUCUUUCUCGUCAACAGAACGAAGACGUGAUCGGCUGGUUUCUUAGCAAAUACAAUCAUGCGCAACUGGAAGAGGUUCCACUUGCUGCUCAAUUAGGGACCGCAAGAAUAAGAAGAAGCCAGUAUGACAUUGAUUUAUCCAUGACAGUUCGAUUGGAUCCUAUCUGUUCGAAAACAUCGGGUUUCUUUGUGGCAAAGAUUAGGAAAUCUGUUGUUUGA
Molecule: messenger RNA, 1143 nt
Organism: Paraglomus brasilianum
Lineage: Eukaryota; Fungi; Glomeromycota; Glomeromycetes; Paraglomerales; Paraglomeraceae
Source: the annotation of a GenBank genome assembly